UCCAAUUGGCGCCUAGAAGUUUGCCAUCCCAAGGCUGUGGCUCAGCUUCACCCAUUUGGGGAGUCCCUAGGGAUAAGCAGUCCUUGCAGUGAUGCUGGGGUUUUGAGGACAAAAGCCUGGAGAUCACGGCCACGUUCCUCUCCCACGCAGGAUGGAGCGCUAUGUCUCAGUGCCCAGGGAAGAGGCUGCACAACACAUCCCUUUUUUCUUCAUCUCUUCCCCAUCAGCCAAGGACCCGACCUGGGAGAACCGAUUCCCAGACCGCUCCAACAUGAUCGUGCUCAUACCCAGCACCUACGAGUGGUUUGAGGAGUGGCAAGCGGAGCUGAAGGGAAAGCGAGGCAGUGACUAUGAGACCUUCAAAAGCUCAUUUGUGGAAGCCUCUAUGUCAGCGGUCAUGAAACUGUUCCCACAGCUGGAGGGAAAGGUGGAGAGUGUGACUGCAGGAUCUCCACUCACCAACCAGUUCUAUCUGGCUGCUCCCCGAGGUGCCUGCUACGGGGCUGGCCAUGACCUGGGCCGCCUGCACCCUCGUGUGAUGGCCUCCUUGAGGGCCCAGAGCCCCAUCCCCAACCUCUACCUGACAGGCCAGGAUAUCUUCACCUGUGGGCUGGCCGGGGCUCUGCAAGGUGCCCUGCUGUGCAGCAGCGCCAUCCUGAAGCGGAAUUUGUACUCAGACCUUAAGGAUCUUGGCUCUAGGAUCCAGGAACUGAAGAAGAAGAAUUAGUUCUAUCAGAGAGGAGUCGGAGGAAUUUGCCCAGUGGCUGGGGCAUCUCCCUUGACUUACCCGCAAUGUCUGUCUGCAUUAAAUCCUUGCACUCACAAA
This is a messenger RNA of Saimiri boliviensis boliviensis (Bolivian squirrel monkey), 826 nucleotides long. RefSeq names its product all-trans-retinol 13,14-reductase-like. Gene Ontology annotation, molecular function: all-trans-retinol 13,14-reductase activity. Gene Ontology annotation, cellular component: endoplasmic reticulum membrane. The record is from RefSeq and is a predicted model, not a curated record. Gene Ontology annotation, biological process: retinol metabolic process. Lineage: Eukaryota; Metazoa; Chordata; Mammalia; Primates; Cebidae.